AUGGACAAGGCCAAGGCAGCUAUCACCGACUUCAUGGGCCGUUCCGGUCACCACGACACCACUGUCCACGAGGCAGUUGCCCCCGCUGUUCAGCACGAGGUCAUCAAGCCUCACGUACACGAGGAGAUUAACACUGCCAUUGACAAGGAGGUUCACCAGGACCACUACCACCGCACUGUCCAGCCCGUCCACGACCGUGAGGUCCUGCCAGAGCAACACACUGCUAAGCUCGGUGCUGUUCAGCACCGCGAGUUUGACCACCGCGAUGCCGAUGCCACUAAGAGGGCCUUGGUCGACGACCAGGCUCGCUUUGCUGACGAGCGCCGCAUUGAGGACACCACCCACAGCCAGAGUGUUGCCCCUACUGUUGGCGGAGAGCACGUCCACCACCACAUCCACGAGACUAUCCAGCCCGUUGUUCAGAAGGAGACCAUCCAGCCCAACGUUGUCCACACCACCGUCCCCAUCCAUGAGGUUCACCAUAACAAGGCUACCCACCAUGAGACUACUGCUCUCCCAGCCAUGACCAUGGAACAGUUCAAGGCUAAGGGCGGUGCUCUCACCGGCCGCGAGGAGCGCUACGACGAGUUUGAGGGCGUCCCCAAGAACAUCGGCGGCGCUGGUGGCAUCGGCGCUGCUGCAGGUCUCGCCCACAAGACCACUUCCCACGGCCACGAGCACGCCCGCCACGGCGACUACGACGCUACCCCCAACCACCACAGCGAUGCUGGCUUGAGGGAGGGAGGUCUUACUCACAACUCUACUACUACCGGUACACACAACCCCCUUGACCGCAACAACGACGGCAAGGUUAGUGCCAAGGACUUGACUGGUAGCCACUCCAACACCUCCCACACUGACCGUGGCGCUUCCGGCCAGGGCAACCUGACCGGCUCUUCCACCCAGGGAGGAGUUGUUGGCAGUGGUGUUGGUGACCGCAACCACGACGGCAAGAUCGAUAGUCAGGACCUCAGAGACCCUGCCCGCAGCGGCAACCACGGUGCUACAGGUACGAAAGACCCCAGUGGACAUGUCGUGGGCGGUACCGACAAGGGUCACAUGGAGCACCGUCCCAACGAGGAUGGCAGCUUGCCCAAGGCCCUUACCGAGGACCGCUCAAAGGCCAUCCCCCACUCCCAAGCAUCCGAAGAGGAAGCGCGGAAACUAGAAUCUGAACAUGAGGCCAACAAGAAAUAG
This is a messenger RNA of Alternaria arborescens, 1197 nucleotides long. RefSeq lists its product as hypothetical. The coding region runs from base 1 to 1197 and encodes 398 amino acids. NCBI's taxonomy places the organism in Eukaryota, Fungi, Ascomycota, Dothideomycetes, Pleosporales, Pleosporaceae. The record is from RefSeq and is a predicted model, not a curated record. The transcript is spliced from 3 exons.